This is a messenger RNA of Lotus japonicus, 2789 nucleotides long. RefSeq lists its product as uncharacterized. Gene Ontology annotation, molecular function: oligopeptidase activity; serine-type endopeptidase activity. The transcript is spliced from 12 exons. Bases 114 to 2315 code for a protein of 733 amino acids. Gene Ontology annotation, cellular component: cytosol. NCBI's taxonomy places the organism in Eukaryota, Viridiplantae, Streptophyta, Magnoliopsida, Fabales, Fabaceae. The record is from RefSeq and is a predicted model, not a curated record. Gene Ontology annotation, biological process: proteolysis.
UGUUGUCAUCAUCACCAUAUAUUCAUUGUCAUUCACUCAUUCUUCUUAUACAAAAUCUCAUUCUUCUUCUUCAUUCUUCAUUCCUUAAUACUAGCUACCUAUUGUAUUGUAGAAUGGGCUCACUACCUGCACUUGACCAACCUCUCCAAUAUGAAUAUCCCACUGCUUGCAGAGACGACUCCGUUGUUGACGACUUCCAUGGCGUUCAGAUUUCCGACCCUUACCGAUGGCUUGAAAAUCCUGAUGGGGAAGAAGUGAGAGAGUUUGUCCAGAAACAAGUCCAGUUGACGGAUUCGGUGCUGCAAACAUGCGAGUGCAGACCCAAACUUGGUCAAAAGUUAACGAGCCUCUUUGACCAUCCACGUUAUAGCACUCCUUUUAGACGAGCCAAUUACUACUUUUACUUCCAUAACACCGGCCUUCAGCCCCAGAGCGUCCUCUAUCUUCAGGAUAGUUUGGAGGGUGAAGCAGAGGUUUUGCUGGAUCCCAAUGCCCUGAGUGAAGAUGGCAGCGUCUCCCUCCGCACACUUUGUGUGAGCAAAGAUGCUAAGUUCAUGGCCUAUGGGCUCAGUUCCAGUGGCAGCGAUUGGGUCACCAUAAAUGUGAUGCAUGUUCAGAACAAGAAUGUUGAGCCUCAUACUUUAUCCUGGGUCAAGUUUUCCUCCAUUAGUUGGACGCAUGAUAGCAAAGGUUUCUUUUAUAGCCGCUUUCCGGCACCCAAGGAUGGAGAAUCAGUAGAUGCUGGGACUGAGACAAAUGUGAACCUUCAUCAUGAGCUCUAUUAUCAUUUUUUGGGUACAGAUCAAUCACAUGAUAUUUUAUGCUGGAGAGACCCUGACCACCCUAAAUAUUUAUUUGAAGCAAGAGUUACGGAUGACGGCAAGUAUGUUUAUCUCAAUAUUGAAGAAGGGUGUAGUCCAGUUAACAAACUCUACUACUUUGACCUGUCCAAACUUCCUAGCGGGUUGGAAGGUUUCCGGAAUGAAAGUUCCCUCCUUCCCUUUGUCAAGCUUAUUGAUACCUUUGAAGCAAGGUAUCAACCCAUAGCAAAUGAUGACACAGUGUUUACAUUUCUGACUAACAAAGAUGCUCCAAAAUAUAAACUAGUUCGAGUAGAUUUGAAAGAGCCAAAUGCUUGGACUGAUGUUAUCUCAGAGUCUGAGAAAGAUGUACUCAAAUCAGCAUGUGCAGUAAAUGGUAACCAACUCAUUGUGUGCUACUUGAGUGAUGUCAAAUGUGUUCUGCAAGUAAGAGACUUGGAAACGGGUUCCUUGCAGCAUCAAUUGCCAAUUGAUAUUGGCACAGUUAAUGAUAUUUCUGCUCGGCGUGAAGAUACUGUGGUUUUCAUUGGCUUUACAAGCUUUUUGACUCCUGGUAUCAUCUAUCAAUGCGACCUGGGAGCACAGAUUCCUGAUAUGAAGGUAUUUCGUGAGAUUGUUAUCCCUGGGUUUGACCGCUCUGAGUUUCAUGUCAAUCAGGUUUUUGUGCCUAGUAAAGAUGGUACCAAGAUCCCUAUGUUUAUUGUUGCCAGAAGGGGUAUUACUUUGGAUGGUUCACACCCUUGCUUGUUGUUUGGGUAUGGUGGUUUUGAUGUGAGUCUUACACCAUAUUUUAGUGCCAGUCGCAUUGUACUGGCAAGACAUUUAGGUGCAUUGUUCUGCAUAGCAAAUAUUCGUGGUGGUGGAGAAUACGGAGAGGAAUGGCACAAAGCAGGAUCCCUUGCAAAAAAGCAAAACUGCUUUGAUGACUUCAUAUCUGCAGCUGAAUACCUUGUAACUGCUGGUUAUACUCAACCCAGAAAGUUAUGCAUCGAAGGUGGAAGCAAUGGUGGACUUCUUGUUGGCGCUUGUAUAAACCAGAGACCUGAUCUUUUUGGUUGUGCACUGGCUCAUGUUGGUGUUAUGGACAUGCUACGGUUCCACAAAUUCACCAUAGGUCAUGCUUGGACCUCAGAUUUUGGGUGUUCAGAUAAUGAGGAAGAAUUUCAAUGGCUAAUCAAGUACUCACCUUUGCACAAUGUCCAUAGACCAUGGGAACAGCAUCCUGAUAAGUCAAUUCAGUACCCAGCAACUAUGUUGUUGACUGCUGAUCAUGAUGAUCGUGUUGUGCCAUUGCAUUCAUUGAAGCAUUUGGCGACCAUGCAAUACGUCCUGGUUACUAGCCUGGAUAAAAGUCCACAGACGAAUCCUAUAAUUGGUCGAAUUGAAUGCAAGGCUGGACAUGGAGCUGGUCUUCCAACUCAGAAAAUGAUUGAUGAAGCUGCUGACCGCUAUGGUUUUAUGGCUGAGAUGUUAGACGCCCAUUGGAUUGAUUAGAAGAGCCUAAUCAAACAAUUGGAGAAUGAAACACUUUUUUUCUCACAUUAAUUUUCUUAUUGUUGGGAAAUAAUCUGUUGGGGAAGAUGCUGCAACUCUUGGAUUGAUGAAGAUCUUGAUGACGGAAGCACUUAAAGAUUCAAAGCGUGCAUAAACGCUAACCUUUAGGUUCAAUUCGCCCCCACCAAUUAAUAUGUAUUGGAUGCAAAUGAGAAAACCGGCGAAUUCUCUUCAGGAUACUUUGAAUUCCUUGAUGUGGUUUGCACUAACACACGAAGCGUAUCUUUGAUAAUACUUUACAGAAUUAUGAUUCCCACACUUCACUCAUGCAUUAGUGAAGUGAAGGAUGAUUUAGAAUAAUAGAAAUGAGAGAGAAAUUGGUAAAGAAGAUGCCAAUUUCGCACAAGUAUUCUAUCUCAUUUUCCUUCCCCAAGUAUCUCUUUAUAUAGAGAUACUAACAUCCCUUGGUAAAGA